Messenger RNA from Ectocarpus sp. CCAP 1310/34, 1051 nucleotides. NCBI's taxonomy places the organism in Eukaryota, Phaeophyceae, Ectocarpales, Ectocarpaceae. The record is from the annotation of a GenBank genome assembly.
UCUUCCCAUGGCACAGAGAGGUGAGGGGGGGGAAGUGAACAGCGAUGAAGGGAGGGUUGGGCACUCGGACCACAGGGGUGGUGGUGGUUCUAAGGGCGGUGGGAUGGAUGAGUUGUCGACGGGAGGGGAUGAGUCGGCAGCUCAAGCGAUGUCAGGGAAGGGGGAAGUGCUGACAGAGAGACCUCGGGAGGAAGGGAAAAAGAGGUCGGGUGGAGACGUUGAAGUUGGAGACUCACGUCAGACAAGGGAAGUGCUAUCUAAGAAUGUACAGCAGACAUCCGAGGAUGCACAACGGACAGAGGCUGAGGUCUCUGGGGGAAAGGGUGGAUGGCCUGAGGGCAAGAGGGGUCAGGAGGGUAUUGCGCACGCGGGGGGGGAAAGUGUGUCGCGAAGGGGGGAAACGGCGGUGGGUGACUUGGAAAAAGGCGUGUCUUCAAGUCUAGCAAAAGGGCUGACGCACAUCACGGGAGAUCGGGGCAGAGAGAUGUGGGAGAGUCAUGUCCCUGCGAGUCGGGGAAGGAGUCUGACGAGAGGCUCGGGGGCAGGGGAAAGGCGCCUAAGCGCAGAUCAGAGGAUGGCAAUGGAGGCAAUGGCAAUGCCAGGGUUUCACGCGUUAGCGCCGCGAAGUGAUGGGGGAGGCAAAGUGCCCAUGAAGGAGGAAGAAAAGCGCAAGAGGGGGGCUGGUGCCCAGGUGGAGGAAGAUGGUAGAGGGAGCAGUGCCUCGGACGAGGGUGGUGGAGGGGAUGGAGAGUCCCUUGGUGGGCAGCCACCGGGUGGGGGGAAGGGUGAAAGAGGUCCCGGGUACAAUUGUGAUGAGGAAAAGAAAUACCGCGGGCAGAAGGAAAGAAAGCAGAGCCAAAUCCCGGGAUCAAGGCAGACUCUCGGGGGGGCUGGGGGAAAGGGAAAACAAUCAUCACACGAGAACAUCGAAGACGACUCGGAGGGUGGGAUUGUAGAGGAGGAGGGGGGCCGAUCGGUGGUGCACAACACCGAGGGUGAUGGCCUCGCGACGGGGAGCGUCUCGUCCAACCACGGGAUUUUCCAGAAGUAG